ACAUUGUUGAACAGAGCUGAGACGCCAUCACAGGGUGAGAGAUCUCUGCUGGAAAACACACGUUUGGAGUAUUUGAAACAAUCAAGGGAAGAGACGUUCACUCUGUGAGUCUGUUGAAAAAUAACUUCAGUAUCAAAUGGCUGAGAAAAUAACUCUUGUUGAAAGUUCCCUGAACUGCCACAUGUGUUCAGAGACUUUCAGAGAUCCUGUGUCUCUGAGCUGCAACCACAGCUUCUGUUCAAGCUGCCUGCAGAAAUUCUGGGAACAAGCUGGAAACAAAAACUGUCCCAUUUGUAAAAGACAAUCAUCAAAGGAUGAUCUAGAAGUGAACUUUCCACUGAAGGAACUGGCUGACUCCUUUGCUGAGAGAAAGAAAGCUGGAUCAUCUGAGACAGCAAAAGGAGAGAAGAAGGUGGAGGCCUUGUGUGAAAAACAUCCAGACGUCCCUUAUUGGUUCUGUGAGGACGAGCAGAGAGCUGUGUGUCCUGUCUGUGAGUUUUCUCUCCACCAGAGUCACAAGGUGGUUCCUGUAGAACAAGCAGUCCGGGACCUGAAGGAGCAGCUGAAAUCUGACUUAGAGUCUCUGCAGGACAAGAGGGACAAAUACAAACAAGUGGAGGAAACAUACAAUGAAGUGAUUCAACAGUCCAAGAAGCAGCUGUUGUCCACAGAGAGGCAGAUCAGAGCAGAGUUCAACAAGCUCCACCAGUUCCUGAAAGAGGAAGAGGAGUCCAGACUGGCAGCUCUGAGGGAGGAAGAGGAGCAGAAGAGGAAGACUGUGAGCAGAGAGAUGAAGAAGAUUCAGGAGCAGAUCUCCUCUCUGUCAGACAGGAUCUCUGCUGUUGAAGAAGAGCUGCAGAAACCCAGCGUGCCAUUCCUCAGCAGUUAUAAAGCCACUCAGACCAGAGCCAGAGUCCAGCGCUCACUGUCAGAUCCACAGCUGCUCUCAGGAGCGCUGAUAGAUGUGGCCAAACACCUGGGCAACCUGUCCUUCAGAGUCUGGGAGAAGAUGAAGGACAAGGUCCACUUCAGUCCUGUCAUUCUGGACCCAAACACUGCAAGCCGCUGGCUCUAUCUGUCUGAUGAUCUGACCAGGGUGAGAAAUGGAGACACAAUCCAGAAGCUUCCUGACAAUCCAGAGAGAUUCACUAAGUAUGCCACUGUUCUGGGCUCUGAGGGCUUCAGCUCAGGGAAACACAGCUGGGAGGUGGAGGUGGGAGACCAUCCUGCCUGGAAUGUAGGUUUGGCUAAAGAGUCAGUUGACAGGAAGGGGGGAGGUGUCCCUGCCUCACCAAAAUAUGGAUUCUGGUGUUUAUUGCAUCGCAGUGGAAAAUACACUGAUGUUGUUGGUAAGACUGUCGGAGUGAAGAAGAGUCUCCAGAGGAUCAGAGUCCAGCUGGACUAUGACAGGGGGGAAGUGUCCUUCUACGACCCUGAAGACACGACUCACAUCUACACUCUCAGAGACACUUUCACUGAGAAACUCUUCCCAUUUUUCAGUAUUGGUGCAGCUGGUGAUGCUAAAACCUCUGAUAUCAAAAUCUGUCUCUGAGAUUUCUGUGUGACGUUCAGGAAGGUGCUGAGCUCUCAGUGGUUCAUUAGGAUUUUUAUAACAGUGCUGCUUUUUUCUCUGUUACAGAUAAUUCCAGUUCUUUAUAAGUGAGAAAGGAUGUAAAGAAAAUGUUGAGAUCCAGGUUAAAGAAUAAAUUAGAUUUGAUUUCAGUCAGUAAAUUCUUGAUGUAUUAGAUUCAAAGCUCAUAAACUGAAGCAUGAACGUGGAAUGACACAAUGGGAUAAUAUAUAAGAUGAUUUCAAAUCACAGGAUGAGAAACUAAAGCAGAAAUGUUGGCACAAUUAUUUGUGUGAAGCCGAAAAAAUAUUUUUUCUUUGUUUGUUGUUGCUGCAGAAACUGAGAUGAGUGGAUUUAUUUUGAUAAAUGAAUGUCGGUGUAAUAAUUCAGCUGUUAUUUGUCAAUAUAAAAACAGGAAAUGGUGAAAAAUGGGUCAAUGACAUGACAUGCAUAUUUUA
This is a messenger RNA of Micropterus dolomieu (smallmouth bass), 2028 nucleotides long. Its product is annotated as nuclear factor 7, brain-like. Gene Ontology annotation, molecular function: protein binding; zinc ion binding. The transcript has a single exon. Bases 137 to 1552 code for a protein of 471 amino acids. NCBI's taxonomy places the organism in Eukaryota, Metazoa, Chordata, Actinopteri, Centrarchiformes, Centrarchidae. The record is from RefSeq and is a predicted model, not a curated record.